AGUCCCGGCCUACCACACUCGGGACCGCCCUCUGCCCACACGCACCAGGCGAGCUGGGGCACCUGCGUCAUCAGAGCACUGAUGGAGCCCCCACCUCCUCUCCCUGCAACAUCCUUCAUGGCACUAUUUCCCAGAAGGGAAGUGGGGGGUGGGCAGGGAAGCAACCAGGGUUCACAGAAGAGGGAACAGGGUGACAUCUCCGGAUUACGUAAACUCUCAGAGGCUGCCAGCAGUUGGGACAGUUCGGUGUGCGGAGCCUGGAAGCCAGAGAGCGCAACUGUACCGAGCACGCCAAAGCCCUUCCCAGAGACUUGGGCCGCAGAGGUCCUGAGGAUCCAUCAAUCAUGGAGCGCGUGCCCUGCUUGUUGCUACUGCUCCUGCCUCUGCUGCGCGCCUCUGCGGCCACGCCAGAACCCUGCGAGCUAGACGACGACGACAUCCGCUGUGUCUGCAACUUCUCGGAUCCGCAGCCCGACUGGUCCAGCGCCUUACAAUGCAUGCCUGCCGUCCAGGUGGAGAUGUGGGGCGGUGGGCACAGCCUGGAGCAGUUCCUGCAGCACGCCGACCUCGACGCCGACCAGCGGCGCUAUGCUGACGUAGUCAAGGCUCUGCGCGUGCGGCGGCUCACCGUGGGAGCCGUCCAGGUUCCUGCUCCGCUGCUGCUGGGCGUCCUACGCGUGCUCGGGUACUCCCGCCUCAAGGAGCUGGCGCUCGAGGACCUAGAGGUAACUGGCACGGCGCCGCCGCCGCCGCCCCUGGAAGCCACCGGACCUGCGCUUUCCACCUUGAGCCUCCGGAACGUGUCGUGGCCGACAGGGGGCGCCUGGCUCUCCGAACUGCAGCGGUGGCUCAAGCCCGGCCUCCAGGUACUGACCAUUGCCCAAGCACACACGCUUGCCUUUUCCUGCGAACAGGUCCGCACCUUCUCCGCCCUCACCACCCUAGACCUAUCUGAAAAUCCUGGGCUGGGCGAGCGCGGGCUGGUCGCUGCUCUCUGUCCCCACAAGUUCCCAGCCCUCCAGGACCUAGCGCUACGGAACGCGGGAAUGAAGACACUCCGGGGCAUGUGCGCUGCGCUGGCUGAGGCUGGUGUGCAGCCCCAUCACCUAGACCUCAGCCACAACUCGCUGCGCGCUGACACUCCAGGGUGCAUCUGGCCCAGCGCGCUAAACUCCCUCAAUCUGUCAUUUGCUGGACUGGAGCAGGUGCCUAAGGGACUGCCUGCCAAGCUCAAUGUGCUGGAUCUCAGCUGCAACAAGCUGAAUAGGGCCCCGCUGCCGGGCGAGCUCCCCGAGGUGGUUAACCUAUCACUGGACGGAAAUCCGUUCCUGGUCCCUGGAGCCUCCAAACUCCAAGAGGACCUGACGAACUUCGGUGUGUUCCCAGCAUGUCCGCCUUCGCCCCUGGCUUUGGGGAUGUCUGGAACCUUGGCGCUGCUCCAAGGAGCACGGGGCUUUGUCUAAGGACCAGCAAAGAAUGACUGGGUUCCGAUUGCCCUGGUUUCAGAGGAGCCUGGUUAGCACCUUCAGACUUCUGGACUAACCCACCCCGCUUCCCACUUUAUUAAAAUCUUAAAAAAUGGA
Messenger RNA from Lepus europaeus (European hare), 1583 nucleotides. RefSeq names its product CD14 molecule (gene CD14). Gene Ontology annotation, biological process: inflammatory response; lipopolysaccharide-mediated signaling pathway; toll-like receptor 4 signaling pathway. Bases 345 to 1463 code for a protein of 372 amino acids. Gene Ontology annotation, molecular function: lipopolysaccharide binding. The transcript is spliced from 2 exons. Lineage: Eukaryota; Metazoa; Chordata; Mammalia; Lagomorpha; Leporidae. Gene Ontology annotation, cellular component: membrane raft; external side of plasma membrane; lipopolysaccharide receptor complex. The record is from RefSeq and is a predicted model, not a curated record.